This is a messenger RNA of Eutrema salsugineum, 135 nucleotides long. RefSeq lists its product as uncharacterized. Lineage: Eukaryota; Viridiplantae; Streptophyta; Magnoliopsida; Brassicales; Brassicaceae. The record is from RefSeq and is a predicted model, not a curated record.
AUGGAAGUGAGACAUGGAGCGUUGUCUACUGCUAAUGAGAAUUAAUGGGUCAUCAUAGCUUCUGCCAUGUCAUCACUCUCGUCUUGUCAAAUCAACGCCAUUCAUCAUCAUCACCACCAUGCAUGGCAGACAUAA